UGACGCGGUUGUUGAUGUCGGUGUCAGAAGUCAGCCAGCUCGGAGGACGGUUUAGCAGGUGACAAUGUCCUUCUUUAGCCGGCUGUUGGACACUGUCUCCUCUGUGUCAACCCUCUUCACCAACCCAUACCGGGUCCGGGAUGUGCCGCUCUCUGAGUAUGGAGGAGGAGGCAAAGUCUUGUUGAAGGAGGAGGGACGCAUGGUCCUGUACAGAAACACCCAGUGCCAGUCAUGGGACUGUCUGCUUAUGUGUCCUGAGACGCCGACUGUGGUUCUGAGGCUGUUUCAGGUGGCAUCAGAGGAAGAUGCCAUGAACUGGUUUCCUCAGUUUGCCCUCAAGCUACGCCCGUUCUAUGAGACACUUUCUCUGAAAGCUGAAACCACCCAGCCAAUUGUUGACUGCAUUCGCAACCACCCGGACUGGAGCUCUGCCCACAUUGCUGUGGAGACAGGCCUGAGAGAGUGUCUCAAACAUAACUAUGUCCAGAGUCAGAUCAACACUCGGGAUGCAUCUGGUCAGACGCCGCUGCAUCUAGCAUGUGAGCGUGGCGACGCGGUGUGUGUGAAGGAACUGCUGGAGGAAAGCCAGGCUCGCACUGACAUCAAAGACCGCAACGGAGAGACGCCCAUGCACUGCGCCGCCAAGCAGGACUCUCUUGCCAUCAUCCAGGUCCUGUGCUCGCGGCUGUGCACGGGGGUUGAUGAGCUGAACAGCAGCGGGGAAACCCCACUCCACGUGGCCUGCCGCUUGGGACGUGUCGAGGCUGUCAAAGCUCUGUUGGAUGGUGGGGCCAAGUGUGAUGUUCCUGGCAGCAUUGGCUACCCCAUCCACAGUGCCAUGAAGUACAGCGAGAAGGGCUGUGUGGACGAGAUCCUCAAAGCAGACCCAGGCCAGCUCCACGCUGAGGACUCCAUAUACGGAGGGACGCCGCUCCACUGGUCCAAAACUGCUGAGAUGUGUCGUAUUCUACUGGAGCAUGGCUGUGAAGUGAACUACCUCAGUAAGACUGGGGAGAGCGCCCUCCACAUAUUAACCAAGAAGGGUCGCUUUGAGGCAGCCAUGGUCUUGCUCACCCAUGGAGCAAACGCCAACCUGAAGGGCCAGGAUGGGAACACAGCCCUUCACCUCGCAAUGAAGAUGGACCACAUGGAGCUGAUCAAAGCUCUGAUUGUGUUCGGUGCUGAUGUGGAGAUCCACAAUGACCUGGGAGAAACUCCUGGACUGAUCGCUGCACGCACCAGCAAAGGUUCUAAUAGAAAGAUACUGCUGGACAUGCUGUGUAGUGUAGGGGUCCAGCGUUGUCUCCCUCCCUCCCCCGGCAGUCCUCCCCCCAUCUCCUACAAGGCCAAGCCUCACAGCAUAGGGUUUGAGGACAUCAUGUAUGUGGGAGCUGCAAUUGGUGCAAUGAGCAAAGGCACAUCUGAGGUGGACGGCCCCAAAAUGGAGAAGAAGAUGGACAGGCUGCUGUGUCUGGAUGGUGGAGGUAUUAAGGGUCUGGUGUUGAUCCAGAUGCUGAUCGCUCUGGAGAAAGCGGCCGGUCGACCCACCAGAGAGCUCUUUGACUGGGUCGCUGGCACGAGCACUGGGGGCAUCCUGGCCCUUGCUAUAAUCCACGGUAAGUCCAUGGAGUACCUGCGCUGCUUAUACUUUAGGAUGAAGGAACAGGUGUUCAAGGGGUCACGGCCCUACGAAUCAGCACCGCUGGAAGACUUUCUGAAAAAAGAGUUUGGAGAGAACACGAAGAUGACAGACGUCCGAUACCCCAGGGUGAUGGUGACCAGUGUUCUGGCAGACCGACAUCCAGGCGAGCUGCACAUCUUCAGGAACUAUAACCCUCCCUCCGUCAACAGAGAACCCCCAUACGCCACCACUGCCACUUUCCAGCCCCUCACCAUCCCACAAGGAUGGGAGGAUGAGGAUGUGUUGAUAGUAGGAUACACAGAGGAGCCACCCAGAAAGCGUAGGAAGGUGACAGAUGAAGAACAACUUGUGUGGCGAGCUGCCCGCUCCAGCGGCGCCGCUCCCACCUACUUCCGACCAAUGGGCCGCUUUCUGGACGGAGGCCUGCUGGCCAAUAACCCGACACUGGACGCCAUGUCAGAAAUCCAUCAGUACAACAAAGCCUUAAAAGCAGAGGGCCACGGGGAGGAAAUCAAGAAGCUGGGUAUAGUGGUCUCCCUUGGUACAGGUAAACCCCCCCAGGUGGUGGUGAGCUCUGUGGAUGUUUUCCGGCCCUCCAAUCCUCUGGAGCUGGCUAAGAGCUUUGUUGGAGCAAAGGAGCUGGGCAAGAUGCUGGUGGACUGCUGUACAGACUCUGAUGGCUGUGCAGUGGACAGGGCCAGAGCCUGGUGUGAAAUGACCGACACCAUCUACCACAGAUUGAGCCCCCAGCUGUCACAGGAAGUGAUGCUAGAUGAGGUGAGUGAUGCAGUCCUGGUGGACAUGCUGUGGGAAACCCAGAUGUACCUAUAUGAGAAGAGAGAGAUCCUCCAAUCCCUGGCAAAUGUGCUACUUGGUAACUGAAAGCACAAGAAAAUCACAAGGAGAGGUGGUGAAGAUGGGACUGGUGCAUAUAUAAGAACAAAGGAGAGACGUGUGAGCGGAGUCGGAGUAGUUGGACGAGGCACAAAGAGGCGUUGGCGUCGUCUUGAUGUUUCCUGUUGAACGGCAAGUUAUGUAGCAUCAUGUGACCUUAUCACUGACUUUAUUAUUAUCGUGGUUUAUCAAGUUAACUGAUUCUACAGAAACCAGUGAAGGACAGAGUGUACAGCUUACUUUAUUGGGUAUGUGAAUACAGGGUAAAUGGGAGAGCAAGUAUUAUGUAACAUAUCAAAUGAAAAGUAGCACACACACGAAUUGUGGCACGAUGUGCUAACUGUGGUUUUUACCCCUCUUCAGCAGAGUAACAUUCAAAAUCUGAAUGUUUGUGAUAAAACUAAAACAGUCCUCAUCAUUCUUCCUUCACGUUCCUCUUUUUUUUAACCCAAGUAGCUACAAAGACACUCACCAUACAGACAUUCUCCAUGUGGCAGUAUUAACAAAGGGGUACCACUGCAAAGUUUGCAUUACACUGUAGCACUCGGAUGUUGGUGAUGAGUAAAAUGUUCUGCCUUAUGUGUCUGGAACCCAAAAUUUGUACUGUUUCCUUUCUUAUCUCCAUACUGCAUUUUAAUGCCUUUGUAUGUUAUUUAUACUGACUUUAAACACAGUAUUUAACCUCAAAGCCACUGAUAACUUUCACUCAGUGUUACAUCCUCCUGGUAAACUGUAAACGGGUCUUAGGCACAUAUUUAACAUGGACUGGAAAUUAUUGAAUUAUCAGUGUACUUGAAAGACAAAGAAACAAAAUACUCACUGACUACUGAGUACACACUUGCACAAAGUAAAACUUGAGGCAACGAAUAAUUUCUUAUGCUUUUUGUAUCUGAAUUAAUUACUGAAGUGUAUACUGGUAUGGUAAUAAAAUAUAUGAAUAUUUACCUAA
Messenger RNA from Toxotes jaculatrix (banded archerfish), 3485 nucleotides. RefSeq names its product phospholipase A2, group VI (cytosolic, calcium-independent) (gene pla2g6). The transcript is spliced from 19 exons. Gene Ontology annotation, cellular component: mitochondrion. Gene Ontology annotation, molecular function: protein binding. NCBI's taxonomy places the organism in Eukaryota, Metazoa, Chordata, Actinopteri, Toxotidae. Gene Ontology annotation, biological process: cardiolipin acyl-chain remodeling; positive regulation of ceramide biosynthetic process. The record is from RefSeq and is a predicted model, not a curated record. Bases 65 to 2524 code for a protein of 819 amino acids.